Gilbertella persicaria is the source of this 5866-nucleotide messenger RNA. RefSeq lists its product as uncharacterized. Gene Ontology annotation, molecular function: GTPase activator activity. Lineage: Eukaryota; Fungi; Mucoromycota; Mucoromycetes; Mucorales; Choanephoraceae. Gene Ontology annotation, cellular component: GATOR1 complex. The record is from RefSeq and is a predicted model, not a curated record. Bases 27 to 5618 code for a protein of 1863 amino acids. Gene Ontology annotation, biological process: positive regulation of autophagy; intracellular signal transduction; negative regulation of TORC1 signaling. The transcript has 4 exons.
UCUCUUUUUUAUUCUUUUGUAUUUUGAUGCCCACAGCUACAAACAACACUCUUCCUCGGGGCUUUUUGUUGUCGCAAAAGCCUAUUGUGUUAUGGAUACACGAUCCAGGAUCCACUUAUAACCAUGAUGCUGUUGUCAAUCCCGAGAUGUUUUCAAACUUUCGGGAUGGGCAACUUUUACGGAUCCACUGUCCCCGUACUGCUUUACAACAACAAACUCAACAAAGCCAACAGCAACAGCAGCAGUCCCAAACAAACAAUAACUUGAAACAAGAUCAAGAUCCUAAAAAGCAUGAUCAUGUCAGCCCUUUGCAACAAACACAAUCUCAAUCUCAAGCACAACAGCAACAAUUGCAACAAGCACAACAACAAGCACAGCAGCAAUCACAACAGCAACAAGCACAGCAGCAACAGUCAGAGCAGUUACAACCAUCUUUUGAUGAAUAUAAAGAUAAUAUACCUAAUCUACAGCUUGACUCUAUUAUUGUCAAAGGACAUGCUGCUGACAAAGAAAGUUUAGCUAAACAACAACAACUUCAGCUUUCAAUUUCAAAAGACAUUGCAGAUAGAUUUAACUUGAGAUCAAGGCAAGAAGUCUAUGUUGAGCUGAUCGACCCACUUCAAGUCGCUUUAGAUCAUGUUGAACUUGCAUUUAAAGAACAAUAUCUUGGAAGAAGUGAUAUGUGGCGACUUCAACAAAAUCUGAAAGGGACAUGUGUUUAUCAUGAAAAAAAAAUUCUAUUUGCAGGCGCCAUUAAGGCAACUGUCAAAAGGCUGUUUACAAAUGAUGAGCAAAUGACUUCUGGCUACAUUACAGAAACAACAAAAAUGAUAUUUCGAUCUGCUUCAGCCAAGUUCUUUUUGUUUAUUCAAAUGUCAAGGGAGAUGUGGGAAUUUGAUGAAGAUGGUGAACUCUACUUUGAAAAAGCUGUAAGCAACUUUUUACCACAUCUUUUUACUCGUUGGAAAGACGAAGGAACAAACCAUGUUGUGUCUAUUGUGCUGUUUACGCGAAUUUAUUAUGAAUCCAAGAUUGAUGAUCCUUUAAUUAACCAAACUACAGAUGGUCGAUACUAUAAAGAUUUCUAUAAAGUAUUAGCAGACUGGGAAACAACAGAUGAUUGGAUGUCAAUUAUAGGGCCACUCAAGAAAGAGCAGCUUAAUUUUCAACCAGAUGUACUCCUUCGCUCCGAAGAUGGACGCAAAGUAGUCAGUGGUCAAAUAUCCUUGGCCUAUGAUGGAAAUGUGUUAGAAGCAAUCAAUUUGGCUUUAAAUCCAUUCGAUAAGCACUAUGUAGACAGAGAUCUUAUGCGUACAGGUUUAUCUAUCAUUUUCAUUACACCUGGUGUAGGCAAAUUCGCUGUCAACAAAAAACUGUUGCGACUGACAAAUGAAAGAAUGACAGAUAAUGGUAUAGCCAUGGAUUUAGUCUGUUUAUCGCCCCUACCACUCCAUAUUACUCCAUUGAUGUCUUAUAUGGAUGCACCUCAGACAGGAGAAACAGAAUUGAAUACAUCUUUAGAUACAUUAGCACCUCAAAGAAAACCUUUUUUAGCAGGCAAUUCCCCUGAAAAGGCUGUCAUGUACACUGGUUCGAAUCAAAAAACUGGCUAUGUUGAUCCUCUUUAUCGAGACUCGGAAGAUGCACCUACUCAGAAAUACUAUGCAGUACCUCACUGGAUUGACUGUAGCUUUUAUCAUCAUGAAACAGGCCGCUUCUUGAAACAAGACAAGUUCAAGACAAGAUGCAAAAUGUAUGAACUUCAAAUGAUGGGCAUUAUGGAACAUGAUUUACGAGGUGUUUCUGUUCCUUAUCUGAUUGACUCGAAAGCAUGCAAUCCUAACAGAACGAAUAAGCAACAAAAAAGCAGCAGUAGUAGUCUAAAUGAGAAACCGCAAGAAGUCAAAUCAGGUUCGCAAACAAGCAAUGGUGAAACUUAUCUUUCAAAGUCUGCCAACAUGUCGAGUAGUAUGCGACGUCCUUCUUUUUUUACAACGACAGCCGACUCAAAGCAACAACAACAAAAACAGAGUUACGUAUUUGAAAGAUCAACAGGUCAUUAUGAAAACUAUGAUAGUUCUCUUUUCAAGACAACAUCUGAGCCUCGAUUUAAUAAGCGUCCUUUAUCCGGUCCACCACCUAAUGCAUCAAAAAUAACCAAAGGAAUUCAUUCUUCCAAGAACUCAUUCGACAGUCCUGAAAAACCUGAGAACAUAAAUAACGAUACUUGGCAAAACGUGAAUGCAAGGCAUAAAUCAACAACGACUUGGCAUCAUCCUGGAGAACAGCGUCGUAUUCCUUCUGUCCUGUCUCAUUCUCAACAAUUUGGUGGUAAAGGACCUUUUGACACGAAUAAUGUGCCUCCUCGCAAAGAGGACAGAAAUAUGUGGGAUUCUUUUAAGGCUUCACCUACAUUCAAUGGUAGGGAAGAAGCAAACUAUAGAUUUCGAUCUAUACGUAGAGGUACCAUGAAUAGUAUGGAUGGUGGCAAAUAUAACAAUAUUGCCCUGCAACAACAAAACCAUCAUUUUCAUGCACAACAACAGCAUUCACAGGCACAACAGCAGCAAGUACAACAAAUGCAACAAGCACAAGCACAGCAGCAGCCACCAUCACAAGAAAAACAACAAGCACAAGGACAACUGCCAUCGCAAACACCACCACAAUCCCAACCUCAACAAAGCUUACAAAUCACAAAUGCGAUUAAUACUGAGGAAGAUGAAUAUGCUGUUGUUAGUUCAAGCACGGUUGAUCCUGUGCCUAUUAAUAACAAAGGACUAAGUAGCCGCUCUGAAUUCAGCAGAAAGCCUCUGAACCAUUCACCACGACAGGGCAUGAUCUCUGGCAGUCUUCCCUCUAUCCACAAACAAUCUGGUAAUAGCGAUCUUAUGCGUACAAGCUUUGGAGGCGCAGGAGCAAAUAACAUGAAUCGAUCAUCGCCUUCACACAACUUUAAUCGAUGCAAUCCAUACAAGCAUAUGUUGUUUAAUCCUUGCAACCCUAUUGAAAACCAAAACUUGUUUACAUCUCAUCUAAGACGCUGGCAGCAUGCUUUGCCUAAAGCCAAACAACAAGAUGGACCUGUAGUUCAUUGGAAAUCAUUGACGACGCCUGCUUGUUUGCCCUUAACUACAGAUUAUUUCCCCUCCAACGAAGAACUGGCUCGACGAUAUAACCAUUAUAUGUACACAGUAUCUGCGAGUGAAGAUACCAAUUUAUAUCAAGCAGGUGAUCGAAACUUGUCUGAACACAAAAAGACAGAGAAUCUUUUGAUUGAAAUGUUAAGUCAACGGUUAGCUCAAGGUUUCCAAAUCAUUGUGGAUAAUACCGGAAGCUCUACAUAUUCUAAGCCCAUGGCUGUCAAGGGAGAUAGCCUGAUUUCUGCCUUGGGUGGAGGCUUAAAUAAGGAUGGCUCAAGUGCAUCUGCUGUAGCUAAAGAGGCAGAUAAUAUCAUCACCAUGAUGAGAUCUAGCGGAAGUCCAUCGAAUAAUAAUAAUGCAGCCACCACACUGGCUACAACCAUGGCUAUUGGCGGAAGCACUAAGCUUGUGUCUACAGGCGGAAAUAAUGUUCCUGCUGUUGGAAAGACAAACCAAGAUGAGGAGAAAUCGAAAUGGAAGAAUAUGAUUUGGUGGUUAUCUAUGGGUCAUCAAGUCCAUCAAUUGACAUUUGAUUCGUCUGGUCAAAAUGUGGAAGUGCGUCGUUAUGUUCAAAUGAUUCAAUUUGAUGUAAGCAAAGUCAAUUACAAAUGUGCUAUUUGGCCAAAGAAUAUGCCUACCUAUCGGCCCAAGAAUAUUGUAUUUAAUUACCCUAGUCUGUUGUAUGCAUGGAACUACCUUGAUCAUCUUGUGGCAGGUUAUCAAGAAGAGCUGACUGAUAAUUUACGUUUCUGGAGAGCGCGGUUUAUUGUGAUUCCUCGAGAAACACUUCCCAAUAACAUUACCUUUACGGGUGCUUUACACGAUCAUUUAGAUGAAGAAGAAAAGCGAAUUGCGCUGUUUGAGUCUUGGAUUCAAAAUAUUCGAAAAGCCAAAUGGCUGACGCCCGAAGAACGAGAGGAGCUGCAAAAAAGACGUAAAAAAGAAAUUGGUUUCUCUGAUCUAGGUGUCAAGCUAACAACCAUGGAUCCUUCUGCUUAUGUCGCAAGUGAUGUGAUGAAACUAGCUAUGUUUAAUGCUAUGCAAGACUUAAAAUCUCACAACAACCUUCUGUCUUCCAUUAUCGUUGGACAAGGCUUGACGCGCGAUUCCAAAUCUCGGGAUAUUGCACUUGCGUUACAAGAUCCUAAAUCUGGGAUCAAAAUCAUGGACCGUCGUUGGCAUUUUAGAAUAUUCAAUGAUGUCUUUACAGGCACAGAAUUCGUUGAUUGGAUUAUUGCUCAGAUUGAGGACAUUUCUACUAGAGAACAAGCAGUUCAGUUUGGUAAUAGCCUAAUGCAACGCAAACCACCUUUGUUUAUUUCAGCAACCAAGCGACAUAACUUUUUAGACGGCAAUUACUUUUAUGCUCUACAUGAAGAAUUUGCUGUCGAAAGAAAGAAAUCAAAGUUGGGUCGUAAAGCAUUUAUGGGUAAUCAUGAUUUAGCCAAUAAGGAAAGAGAGCACAGUGACCAUACACUGCACCAAGUACCCAGCAUACAGUCCACCACGUCUGUCAAGCGCAUCGAAUUCCCCAUGUCUCGGUCGAUGAUCAUUGAUGUUGACCCGUACAAAAAAAGUGACCGUCGAGAAACGGCUAUUCUACAUUAUGACACUAUCCACAAUCCCAAUAACUGUUACCACUUUCAAUUGAAUUGGUUAGGUUGCACAGCCCAACUUGUUCAAGAACUCUUGCAGAACUGGAGUAGACAAGCAGAACGGUGUGGACUCAAACUUGUCGAAGGUUCAGUGGAUCAGGCUUAUGAGGACUCUGAAAAUGACAAUCCUUUUCAAUGCCCUGUGCCUAUUUCGAUGGCUGUACCACCUCCUUCGGUCGAUGAACUGUUAGCCAAAUCCAAGAUAAAUGUUCCCGCGCAGUUUUAUGAGAUUGCGCUCGUGCGCCAUUUACAAUUUGUGUUAGACGUAGAGGCUGACUUCAAUUUUGAACGUGCAAAGGAAGAAAACGUGGAUCUAGAAUAUUCCUAUAUCAAAGAAGUCUACAAAUACGACCAGUAUAUCCAUCAAUCAGGUGUUGCAUUUGUUCAAAUACGGCCUGAAGGGCAAGGAUUCUAUUGGGUCAAUAAUCGUCUUUACACAAACCAUACGCCCGCUUUGAUAGCCAAUCGAAGACAACCUUCUUCUCAGCAACUUUGUCAUCCCGACGCAUUAAGAAUCAAGUUCCAAGAGCAUUGUGCAGAUGCUGAAUGGCUUACUGAGUUUUGGGAAAAGACCAAGGCGCAUUUCUUACGAGGCUUGGACCCCAAUGGUUCAGAUGCUUGGGUCUUUGAGAACUAUGGUGCUAUUGUAGAACCUACAGAAGACGAGAGUGUAUCACCAUUAGAUAUUCCCAGCCAUGGCAAUAUUGCACUUACUGUUUCGUCCGUAUCUUCAGAUAAUCAUUCGACUCAUAUUGCAAGGUCGCCUUCGAUUCAAAUUAACCGUAGUCCUUCUCUGUCUGAGUCUAUUCAUGAUCAUGCUUAGAAAGUUUAUUUCAAUGCACCAAUUUAGUAUGACUGAUUUAGUUGCAAAAUAAAAGGUUGUACAUGCUUGAACACACAGACGCACGUUUCAGAAUACAAUUUCAUUUGUUUACAACUAUUGUACUAAGCGUGGCAACACCACAUAAAUUGUUUCUAGACCGAUAUCUGUCAAAAAGAAGCACAAAUCGUAUCAUCUCUAGAGCACAUGAUAUUUUUUCUUAGGUGGCACACUUUAUGUCAUUUAAUUCC